Closterium sp. NIES-65 is the source of this 1824-nucleotide messenger RNA. The record is from the annotation of a GenBank genome assembly. Lineage: Eukaryota; Viridiplantae; Streptophyta; Zygnematophyceae; Desmidiales; Closteriaceae.
AUGCUCCUCGUGGGCCUCGCGGUUGCCGACAAUCAGGAUCGCAAGCGGGACGGCACGGGCAACCAGGACCGCGACAAGAAGCGCGACGGCUCGUGCGCCAAAUCCGGCACGUGCACCGGCAACAAGAACGGCGGCAACCCCGGUGGUCGCGGCGGCAAUGGCGCUGGGAGGGGGAAUCAGGGGAAGAAAGGCACGGGGACUUGCAACAAGAGCGGCAGCGCGAGUUGCGACGGCAGCGGGCGGAAGAACGCGGUGAUGGCGAGCGCAAAUGCGGUGGCGGCUGCUGACGUGGCGGCAGCUGACGUGGACGUGCAGGCGUGUGACGGGGCGAAGCAGGCGGGGAAGCUGAUGAGCGGAUUGAGAAAGAGCGGAUUCAACAAGUUCGCGGCGGCGCUGCAGCAUACAGGCCUGGCGGCGGAGUUCCCGGAGGUGAUGUGCGGGCAGGGGGGCGGGGUGACGGUGCUGGCCAUCCCCGACGCGCCCAUGGGGCAGCUGCCCCCUUCAGUGCGAGGGGACCCGCUGAUGCUGAGGGAGCAGCUGCUGCUGCACGUCGUCAAGGGCGCCCGCCCCUACUCCCGCAUGCAGGCGCGCGGCAAGAACUACAAGUUCGCCUGUGCGGCGGGGGCGGGGGCAGGGCGGCUGGUGAAGGCGAGCCAGGGCAGCGCGGCGCUGGUGCUGCGAGUGGGCAGGGGGUGGGGGCAGGCAGCAGCCGUGACGCGCCCCGAUGCCUUCCGGUGCACGGGGGGGGCGGUGCACGGAGUGAACUGCGCGCUGGGCAUGGGGCGCAUGGGCAGGCCCGGCAGGCGCGUGCCUCUGGGGCACUCUCUCAUGCGCUCUCUCAUGCGCUCUCUCACGCGCUCUCUCACGCGCUCUCUCACGCACUCUCUCACGCGCUCUCUCACGGGCUCUCUCACGCACUCCCUCACGCGCUCUCAUGCACUCUCUCACGCACUCUCUCACGCGCUCUCUCACGCGCUCUCUCACGCGCUCUCUCACACGCACUCUCACGCGCUCUCUCACGCGCACUCUCACGCGCACUCUCAUGCGCUCUCACCCGCUCUCUCACGCGCUCUCUCACGCGCACUCUCACCCGCUCUCUCACGCGCUCUCUCACCCGCUCUAUCACGCGCUCUCUCACGCGCUCUCACGCGCUCUCUCACGCGCUCUCUCACACGCCCUCUCAUGCUCUCUCCCUCUCUCGCGCUCACUCACGCGCUCUCUCACACGCUCUCUCACGUGCUCUCUCACGCACUCUCUCACGCGCCCUCUCAUGCUCUCCCUCACUCGCUCUCUCACGCGCUCUCUCUCGCGCUCACUCACGCGCUCUCUCACGAGCUCUCACACGCACACUCUACUCUCACGCGCACUCUCAUGCGCUCUCACCCGCGCUCUCUCAUGCGCUCUCUCACACGCACUCUCACGCGCUCUCUCACGCGCACUCUCACGCGCACUCUCACGCGCACUCUCAUGCGCUCUCACCCGCUUUCUCACGCGCUCUCUCACGCGCUCUCUCACGCGCACUCUCACGCGCUCUCUGACGCGCACCCUCAGCCGCUCUCUCACGCGCUCUCUCACGCCCUCUCUCACGUCCUCUCUCCCACGCACUCCCUCACGCGCUCUCUCACGCGCACUCUCACACGCUCUCUCACGCGCACUCGGACUCUCACGCGCUCUCUCACGCGCUCUCUCACGUGCUCUCUCACGCGCUCUCUCACGUGCUCUCUCACGCGCUCUCUCACGAGCACUCUCACGCGCACUCUCCUGAGCGUUCGCUCCCACGCACACACUCUCCCUCGCGCUCCGUCUCUCCUUUUCUUCAAAUGA